Messenger RNA from Paramecium sonneborni, 1554 nucleotides. Lineage: Eukaryota; Ciliophora; Oligohymenophorea; Peniculida; Parameciidae. The record is from the annotation of a GenBank genome assembly.
CAAAAUGGGAAUUUGUGCAUCUAAAAAACAAAAAGACGACUUGGCUUUAAAGCCUAAACAUUGGCCAAGCAGUCCUGGUCGUAGACACACAGGUAAUAGUUUUAAAUAUGGAACUGAUCUUUAUAUAAAUCUAAAAAAUGGUUAGAUUGACAAUUAUUAUAUUUUGGGUGAUGUUCUUGGAGUUGGAGCAUUUGGAUAAGUUAUCAAAGCAACUCAUAAAUAGAGUGGAUAAAUCAGGGCAUUAAAAACAUUAGCCAAGAAAAAGAUUAUAAAUGAAGAAAAAGAAAAGAUGUUUGCAGAAGUUAACAUACUUCGAAAAUUAGACCAUCCAAAUAUAGUUAAACUUUUUGAACUAUUUGAAGAUGCCUAAAACUACUAUUUAAUUACUGAGUAUUUUAAAUUUCAUUAAUAUUUAGACUUAUACAAGGAGGAGAACUUAUUAAAAAAAUCCAAUCAUAAAAUACUUUCUCUGAAGCAGAAGCUGCAUUUUAUAUGAGAUAACUUUUAUCUGCAUUGCAAUAUUGUCAUAAAGCAAAGAUAGUUCACCGUGAUUUAAAGUUAGAGAACCUUAUGCUCAAUGUGGACACAGAUAAACCGAUUUUAAAAGUUAUAGAUUUUGGCACUUCUAGAAAGAUCAUUUAAGAAAAAUAUCUUACAUCUAAAUUAGGAACUGUAAUAAUAAAAUUUAAUAUUUUAAUAGCCACAUUACACUGCACCAGAAGUUUUUAAAUAGUAAUAUACAGAAAAAUGUGAUAUUUGGUCAUGUGGAGUGAUUUUAUAUACAUUAUUAUGUGGAUAUCUACCUUUUAAUGGAAAUGAUGCAAGAACUACUCAAAUAUUGAUUGAAUGUAAUAAAUGGAGUUUCGAUAAAAAUGAUUGGGCAAAUAUAUCAUCAGAAGCUAAGACAUUUGUUAAGAAGCUUAUGACUUAUAAUCCAGAUAAGCGAUUAUCAGCAGAAGAAGCAUAUUUAGAUCCUUGGCUAUAAGGACAUAUAAGUAAUACUAUUGAUUCUAGGGCUUUAACUCGUUUAUAAAAAUUUUAUGUAAUUUAAAUAAAAUCUAUUUUUAGUAAUCUCAUAUUAUAUAAGAAUUAAUUAGAUAAUUUAUAACUUAUCAAGUUCUAACACCUGAAGAUAAGGAGAAGAUUUUAGGAAACUUUUAAUCAUUAGAUAAAGAUGGAGAUGGUAGGAUUAAUAGAGAAGAUUUAAUCUUUGGUUUGAAAUAAUCUAAAUUAGAUGAAACUGAAAUUGAAAAAUAAGUAGAUAAUAUUAUGGAAUAGUGUGAUUUUAAUAAAACUGGAUCUAUUGAAUACAAUGCUUUUCUAAGUAUAAUGAUAAAGGAAGAAUUGUCAGCCAAAACUCACAAAUUAGAAGAAGCUUUUAAAUAAUUUGAUCUGGAUAAUGAUGGUUUAAUCAAAAAGUAAAAUCUCGAGGAAGUUUUAGGGGGAAUAAUAAUAGAUGAAACUCAUUGGGAAGAAGUACUAAAAAAAUGUGAUUCUGAUUAAUAAGGAAUGAUUAACAAAGAAAAUUUUGUAAAGCUUAUGUAGCAAUUAUGA